GAAAUGCACUCACCAUGGAAUGGUGAAUAUUUUGAGGAAAAAUUGAGUUAACUAAAUAAUGUUUUAUUUACUAAAUUUCAAUAAACGUAUAUCUGGGCUUGUAAACAAAGCUUUGCACUGGUGACUGAGGUCUAUAUCAUGUGACGGUGCAUUUAAAAGUUUAGGAAAGCUAACCAAGUGUAUAACACUAAGAAUACACCAUAGCACAAGGCUUGUCAAACUUGCUGCAGCUGGUGUUCUGUCAAUCCAGUGUUGUGGCAGUAUUGUCAAACUAGAUAACCUCAUUUUGGGUUAAUCUUUGUUUAUAAUUGAUUUAUUGAGUUAAUUUGACCCUUACUUAUGUAGGAAUACAUUAUAAUACUUGAAUUAUAACAAUAAAAAUGUCUCACAAGAUUUUAGAACUUUAUAGUGGGAUUGGUGGUAUGCACUGUGCAUGGAAUGAAUCGGGUUUGCAAGGAGAAAUAGCAGCUGCUGUUGACAUAAACACAGUAGCCAACGAAGUUUAUCGGCAUAAUUUUCCAGAAACAACCUUGUUUUCCAAGAACAUACAAUCUAUAACACCCAAACAAAUGCAAAAGCUAAACAUAGACACAAUUCUUAUGUCUCCACCAUGUCAGCCAUUUACAAGAAAUGGAAAAUAUUUAGACGACAAUGAUCCCAGAACUAAUUCAUUUUUAUACCUAAUUAAUAUUCUAGAUCAGUAUCUAGAAUACAUUCUUAUGGAAAAUGUAAAAGGAUUUGAAUGUUCCACUGUGAGAAAUAUAUUUAUAAAAAAGUUGGAAGACUUAGACUUUGCUUAUCAAGAAUUCUUAUUAUGCCCAUCUUCUGUAGGAGUUCCUAAUUCUAGGCUUAGGUAUUACUGCACUGCCAGAAGGAACACUUUAUCUUGGCCUUAUAAAAGAAAAAAUGAAAUUAUAACAAGCCUUCCAAAAGAUUACGGAACUCCUUUCUCAUUAGACAGUAUUCUUGAAGAUGAUGUUGAUGAAAAGUUCAUAUUGCCUGAUAACAAACUGAAGCAUGGGAAGGUUUUGGACAUAUGUUACAUGGACUCAAAGAGGUCCUGUUGCUUUACAAAAGCUUACACACACUACUCUGAAGGAACUGGUUCAGUAUUUACUGACAAAACCCCAGAACACGUUAAAGCAUGUCAAGAAAAAGCAAACUUAAAAGAGAUAGGAAGUGCAGAGUAUAUUGAAGCUCUAAAAGAAUUAAAACUUAGGUAUUUUACUCCAAAAGAAAUUCUAAUGCUAAUGUCCUUCCCUAAAUACUAUACAUUUCCCUCUAAUAUAUCUCUGAAACAAUGUUAUAGGUUGUUAGGUAACAGUGUAAAUAUAAAGGUUAUAAGUGAAUUGUUAAAAAUACUUUUUGAGUAAUAAAUUAUUUAUUUAUAACAUUUUUGAUAACUUAAUUGAAUGAUAAUUUUACAGGUUAACUUUAUUACAUACAGGAAGAAUAUACAU
This is a messenger RNA of Trichoplusia ni (cabbage looper), 1460 nucleotides long. RefSeq names its product tRNA (cytosine(38)-C(5))-methyltransferase (gene Mt2). The record is from RefSeq and is a predicted model, not a curated record. Gene Ontology annotation, molecular function: methyltransferase activity. NCBI's taxonomy places the organism in Eukaryota, Metazoa, Arthropoda, Insecta, Lepidoptera, Noctuidae.